AUGCGGUCGAUGUUGGUGGUUGUAGACUUCAAAAAGGGUAUUGAUCCGUUUUCAAGGGAUCGUGUGCAUGCUCCUUUAUUACGGUCUAAUGAAAUGCCUUAUGCUGGUUUUGCUGAUGGUGCUGAGCCUUGGUUCAGGAUCGACAAGAUUUUCAUAACUGGAAUUAACGUUUCCGACGAUGUUAAGGAUGCAAAUUAG
This is a messenger RNA of Brettanomyces nanus, 198 nucleotides long. RefSeq lists its product as uncharacterized. Bases 1 to 198 code for a protein of 65 amino acids. NCBI's taxonomy places the organism in Eukaryota, Fungi, Ascomycota, Pichiomycetes, Pichiales, Pichiaceae. The transcript is spliced from 2 exons. The record is from RefSeq and is a predicted model, not a curated record.